This is a messenger RNA of Boleophthalmus pectinirostris (great blue-spotted mudskipper), 1190 nucleotides long. RefSeq lists its product as uncharacterized. The record is from RefSeq and is a predicted model, not a curated record. The coding region runs from base 81 to 737 and encodes 218 amino acids. The transcript is spliced from 3 exons. NCBI's taxonomy places the organism in Eukaryota, Metazoa, Chordata, Actinopteri, Gobiiformes, Gobiidae.
AUGCCACUCCCUGCUCUGCUUAAAAUACCCACACAAAUAAAGAGAGUCCUGCUUUUGUCUGCGACUCACAGCUCUGCAAAAUGUUCAGCACCAGCUCAGGUGACAAGCACCCGUCUGGGUUUGACCUCAGCGACGGUUUUGGUCUGGGGGACGACCACGAUAACCAAGGCCGUCAUGGUGGAGGGGACCACCGCGAUGACCACAGAGGGAGGAAAGAUGAGGACCACGGUCCGAAGCCACGAAGCCACAGCCCUGAGUCUUCCAAGGACUCGGACCGCAAAGACCGAGACCACAGCCCAGACCGCAGGGACCGGGACCGAGACCACAGCCCAGACCGCAGGGACCGCAAAGACCGAGACCACAGCCCAGACCGUAGGGACCGCAAAGACCGAGACCACAGCCCAGACCGUAGGGACCGGGACCGAGACCACAGCCCAGACCGUAGGGACCGGGACCGAGACCACAGCCCAGACCGUAGGGACCGGGACCGGGACCACAGCCCAGACCGUAGGGACCGGGACCACAGUUCUGAACGCCGUCGCCAUAGAGACCACAGCGGGGGCCGGGGCAGCAGGGGCAGUGGGGGCAGUGGGGGCAGCGGGUGCAGUGGAGACAGCGGCAGUGACAGUGAUGGAGGCCAUGGAAAACAUGGCAAACAUAAGCACAAACACAAGCACGGACAUGGACAUGGACAUGGACACGGAUGGGGCCACGGGCACGGAAGAGGAGGCUGGUGAACGACUGAGCAAAGGUGAGUCUUUCUGUCUGCUUCUGUCUGCUUUGUUUUUGCUCUAACAUGAGGUUCCAGCAGAUGUAGCACCAAGUAUUCUGUGGAAAUGUAAUGAGAUAUCAGGUUAUUUCUUAUAGAAUAGAGUCAACAGUACGUUAGUCAAAUGUUUUUAGAUAAUAUGUUGAAAGGAGAUAUUUUGAUGGACGGAAUAGACCUCCGUAGCCUACACCUCAGUCUGGUUUGUUGUCUUACAGGCUGCAGAACCGUCCUGCAGAAGACUGAGAGAGCACCAGUGGACCUCCUCUUGGCAAAUCCACAGAGGAAGAGCCUGCUGUAGGUAGUACAUUUGACCAGGAACAUUUAGGACACUAUGCCAAGUUCUUAUGCCAGACCAUAAUAAAGAUGAUAGAGAAAAUAGAUGUGUAUUCAAAUAAUCAAUAAAUAAAAUAAUGUUACUGUA